GUCACAUCACGUUAUGGACUGCUCUCCUAGCCACUGUCGAAAGAUCAUGGAUGUCUCUUUCUCUUCCCCCACAAAUUCGACCACAAGUGAUACCAAUAUGGCCACCAGAGUGUAUGGAGAUACCAUUGCUCAAAAUUCUCUUAAACGCAAGUGUAAAGGGUGUCCUACAAUGGUCAUAUCGCCCGCAGCGUAUUGCGCGUCCUGUCGUGUCAAGAAUAACGAGAGAAAACGUGCAUACAACGCGGCAAAAAGGCAACAGGUUCUGAAGAACGUCACAGAGAGUGAUAUGAAUGCGGGAUAUGGUGGGAUGAGUGUUAAUACCCAGGACGGCGAGGGUAAGAAACAGAAGAGAAACAGAGAGGAAGAUGGCGACGGUCACGACGCAACUGCGAAAAAGAGGAAGUUGCACGGAAUCGAAAAACCUAAGCCGAAAACUAAAACCACGACUCCGCCUUAUCCAGUGGCACCUUCAGGGCAGAUGAAUGAAUGCCAAAGCGAGCUGGAGAUGGUCAGGCGAUUAAAAGAGAUUGCAAUUUGUCCAUCGGCUUUUCAUGCAUGUUAUUCGAUAGUCGCCGAUCCCAGCGUAGGUCACCGAACACAAGCAGGGUUGGCCGCUAGGAAUAUCAAGAAGUCUGCGAAGUGGCCUUUUAACUAUAAGGACGUGAUCCGAACCAUAGCUCCGCGGACUUCAUGCACGCUUCGUUUUCGUUGCGAGUGCCAUUUGAGAUUGCGCCCAACAGCACCGAGACCAUUGGCGUCGUGGCUCAAUUCCGGUCGAAAAAGUGAGAAAGAGCUGAUGACAACAGUGCCAUUGAAGACGGCCGAACCUAUAGCCGACAUUCGAGCAAAGCUAGCAAAGUCGGGCACCAACUCUUCCGAAGCUCUUGUGGAAGAACCAUCAGCCGCCAUGGAGCCCUGUACCGGCAUAAUCGAGGUAACGGCAGAGGAUGACACUUCACAUCCGUUGGGAAUUCCAGGACAGAGGAUUAGAGUGAACAUUCACCAUCCGUAAAGACUCCCCCAGUUCUGUUCUUCGUUUCCUUACAGCAAUACACCGACCACCCGAUCCCCCUACAAUAAUGUCAAUUAGCAUCCUCGAUGCUCAAAACCCGUCAUUUUCUUCUUGCGUUCUCCGUACCCAUCUAUUACUGUACCAGAUAACCCUACUAAACUUUACUGUCUUGUUCAAUACUACUAUACUAGAGGCACAUCGGCUAAUGAUGCAUAUGCCUUCCUUCUACUUACCGGACUCCAUUGCAAAGUUCUGAUAUACUCUCUCAAGGCGCUUUGUAUUCUUUUCCCUCAGAAAUGACAUUACGCGACCUGUUCACCACUUCCCUAGUAGAAACACUGUAUUCUGCUACCGCGUAAACCAAAAAUUGAAAUAUAAGUCUGCAC
Marasmius oreades (fairy-ring Marasmius) is the source of this 1398-nucleotide messenger RNA. RefSeq lists its product as uncharacterized. NCBI's taxonomy places the organism in Eukaryota, Fungi, Basidiomycota, Agaricomycetes, Agaricales, Marasmiaceae. The record is from RefSeq and is a predicted model, not a curated record. The coding region runs from base 14 to 1012 and encodes 332 amino acids. The transcript is spliced from 4 exons.